Messenger RNA from Vespula pensylvanica (western yellowjacket), 1193 nucleotides. Its product is annotated as serine/threonine/tyrosine-interacting protein-like. Gene Ontology annotation, biological process: negative regulation of protein binding; negative regulation of SCF-dependent proteasomal ubiquitin-dependent catabolic process; protein dephosphorylation. The transcript has 5 exons. Gene Ontology annotation, cellular component: cytoplasm; nucleoplasm. NCBI's taxonomy places the organism in Eukaryota, Metazoa, Arthropoda, Insecta, Hymenoptera, Vespidae. The coding region runs from base 137 to 829 and encodes 230 amino acids. The record is from RefSeq and is a predicted model, not a curated record. Gene Ontology annotation, molecular function: F-box domain binding; protein tyrosine/serine/threonine phosphatase activity.
CCUAGGUGGGACGAAAUAGGCAAAUGGCCGACACGUCAAAAAGUAACAUUUCGUUAGCGGGAAAAAGAAUUUUUUGGCCUGUUGUUUUCUAUAUAUCUUGACUUUUUGAAGCUUUUGUAAAUAAUAAAUUUGUGGUAUGAUAUCUGUAGAUAGCAACGGCAAGCUCCAAGAUGAGGAAAGUACUAGUGAAAAUGGAUCGGACGAAUAUCCAAGAAUACCUAUUUCCUCGUUAGAUGGACCUAAAGAAUGGACUUAUACUAUGAGAAGAUGCAUGCAGAAAGUGGUACCUGGUUUGUAUCUAGGACCAUACAGCGCUGCGAGUCGAUCCAAAUUACAAUCUUUGAUAGAACACGGCAUCACUCAUAUAGUCUGCGUUAGACAGGAUAUAGAAGCACAUUUUAUACGGCCAAACUUUCCUGACAGAUUCAAGUAUCUGGUCUUGGAUAUAGCCGAUACUGCCACAGAAAAUAUAAUACAACAUUUUCAAAAGGUUAAAGAAUUUAUAGACGAAGGUAUAAAUUCUGGUGGUCAAGUUCUAGUUCAUGGUAAUGCAGGGAUAUCGAGGUCAGCAGCAUUAGUUUUAGCAUAUGUAAUGGAAACUUAUGGACUUUCACAAACUCAUGCAUAUGCCAUAGUACAACAAAGAAGAUUUUGUAUAAAUCCAAACGAAGGAUUCAUGGCACAAUUAAGAGAAUACGAGCCUAUAUAUCAAGCGCAAAAAACACUGAGAAAUGGUCAACAAAGUUCUAUAAGACAACGAAGCAAAAGAACGAUUCAUCAAAUGGAUACUGAACGAGUCGAAGAUAGAGCAAAUGCAAUGGACAGUUGAUAGCAAGUAAAAAUAUGCCAAAGUUACCAAAAGACUUAAUUUAUAUUAAAGAAGAAUUUAAGGUAGUACAUUAUACCUUAUUGUAUUUCAGCUAACCACUGAAAUAUAGAUUAUUAAAAAGACAUUAAAUCCAAAUAUACCAGUAUUUAAGCGACUGGUUGUAACAUAUUUUGGAUUUAAACAAUAAAACAAUCUAUAAUAAUUUUAAAAAAGAAAAAAAAGCAGAAAAAAAGACGUCGACAGAGCUAUUCCUAUAGCCACUAUGUAAAUUUAAAUAUUAAAAUAUACUCAUUUCCACUAGUAUGUAAAUUGUAUGUAAUAUUAUCAGUUUUAUAAAAUGAACGCCGUGAUAUUCUACGUGUAA